Molecule: messenger RNA, 3973 nt
Organism: Helicoverpa zea (corn earworm)
Lineage: Eukaryota; Metazoa; Arthropoda; Insecta; Lepidoptera; Noctuidae
Product: sodium/potassium-transporting ATPase subunit alpha-like
Exons: 18
Coding region: 219-3182 (987 amino acids)
Biological process (GO): potassium ion import across plasma membrane; sodium ion export across plasma membrane; intracellular sodium ion homeostasis
Cellular component (GO): membrane
Molecular function (GO): ATP hydrolysis activity; P-type sodium:potassium-exchanging transporter activity; ATP binding
Source: RefSeq, a predicted model, not a curated record
AACCGAUAGAUGGCGCUAAUGUCAAUAUUGUCUAUUAGCGGAGCAAAGUACACAUGGUUUCAGAGGCUUUCAUCACGUUAUCUAAAUCUCUACCUACCUAUGCAUAGAUGUAGCCAACAGCAACCAACUAGAUUGUAUAAGGAAAAUAUCUUCAUUUAUACCUAUGCUAUUUGGCGUAUUAACAUUAACAAUAUAUUAGCUAAUAAAUAAUAUAAAAAAUGUCUUCGGUCAGUUCAAGUACCGCUUCGAUAUCGGAGUUCUUUCGCCCGAUACGGCCGAAAGGCCUGCGACCAAGAGAUCUGAGUAACACGCGACUCAGUUUAUUGAAGAGAGAAAUACAGACUGAUAUGCACCUGAUACCGUUAAAACAAUUAUAUGAACAGCUGCAGACAGACCCAAUAAAUGGAUUGACAAAUGCUAGGGCUCGAGAACUGCUUGAAUACUAUGGGCCCAAUACACUAACACCUGCCAGUGAAUAUGGGUGGCCAAAAGUAUUAAUAAAAUCUCUAUGUACAGGGUUUUCCAUACUAAUCUGGUUGGGCGCACUAAUGUGUUUGGUGGCGUAUCUAAUAGAAUCGUCAUCGAAAGCGAACCCCACAACUGAUAACCUUUAUCUGGGCUGCGUGUUAAUUGCCGUCGACCUCACAUGUGGGCUCUUCAGUUUCUAUCAUAACUAUAAAAGUUCCAAGAUAAUGAAAAUAUUUAACAGCAUGAUACCAGCAACCGCGAGCUGUAUUCGAGCAGGGGUGUUAAGUACUGAGACACCUGUGCGUGAUAUCGUCAAGGGUGAUAUUGUGAUCGUACAGGCUGGAGACAUAGUGCCGGCAGACAUACGUAUUAUCGACAGCAAGGGAUUCAAAGUUGAUAAUUCCUCUUUGACUGGUGAAUCAGUGGCAGUAACCAAGAGUAAUACUGAAGGAGUUCCGAACAUUCUUGAAUCGGCAAAUGUUGCUUUCUUCUCGACCCAAUGUGUGGAAGGCUGGGCUUUGGGUGUUGUAUUGUGUUGCGGUGAUCUGACGGCAAUGGGUCGCGUGGCCGGGCUGGCAGCGCGGCUGACCCCGGGACCAUCCCCACUGACUCGAGAGUUACACCGCUUCAUGAGAUACAUGUGUGUAUGGGCUUUAGGACUCGGAGUGUUUAUAGCAUCUGCAUGUUUAGCUCUCGGCUAUCCUUUCAUGCAGACUAUCAUAUUCGUUAUUGGAAUGAUUGUCGCCAAUAUUCCUGAAGGGUUACAGCCAACAGUUACGGCUUCACUAACGAUAACUGCCCAGCGAAUGGUGAAAAAGAAUUGCUUGGUAAGAAAUUUAGACGCAAUAGAGGCUCUGGGUGCCUGCUCAAUAAUAUGCUCCGACAAAACUGGCACUCUCACAGAGAAUAAGAUGGUCGUACAACAUAUAUGGACGUGGAACAAAGUUUUAUUCGUCAAAGACUCUGAAUUCAAUAAUGCGGUACAGAACAAUCAUGCCUACGAAUACUUGAAAAAAUGUGGAGCUUUGUGCAGCAACGCAGACGUUAAGCGUGGCGGUGGAAUACAUGGCGAUGCGUCUGAGACAGCUAUUUUAAAUUUCCUAUUUCAAUACAAUGACCCAAUUACUGUCAGGAAAAAUAAUCCUAAAGUUGCUGAAAUACCCUUCAACUCGUUGAAUAAGUAUCAAGUCAGUGUGCAUCUCGAUACAUCGUUGGGGCAAUUUAUAGUAAUGAUGAAAGGGGCGCCGGAGAUCAUCUUCGCUCGCUGUUCCACCGUUGCUACUGAUACCAAAGAUAUAACUUUGACAAAAGAUAUGAAGCUAAUGGCCGACUCAGUCACUGAAAAUUUGGCCAGCUCUGGUGAACGAAUUAUGGCCUUUGCUGACCUUCUUCUAAAUGCAAAGCAGUUUCCUUUGGAUUUUCUGUUUGAUACGGAUGAUGUUAAUUUCCCAGUCGAAAACUUACGCCUGCUAGGCGUAAUGGGUAUCAUGGACCCACCUCGAGAGGAGGUUCAGACAGCAAUAGGGCGCGUGCGCGAGGCUGGUGUGAGAGUGAUCAUGGUGACUGGCGACCACCCAACCACCGCGCGCGCAGUAGCCACCAGAGUCGGAAUUGCCACGAGCCCCAAAUGUCAUGUUGUCACUGGCAACGAACUGAGAAACAUGACCCCCGAUCUAUUAAAUUGGACUCUGGAUAAACAUUAUGAAAUAGUGUUUGCAAGAACUUCUCCCACGCAAAAGCUUCAGAUAGUUGAGGCUUGUCAGCGUCAAGGUAGCGUGGUGGCUGUGACCGGGGAUGGAGUUAACGAUGCGCCGGCGCUGAGACGAGCAGACAUAGGUAUUUCUAUGGGCAUCACUGGAUCACAGGUGUCCAAACAAACAGCAGACCUCAUCUUGAUGGACGAUAAUUUUGCUACCAUCGUGACCGGUAUCGAAGAAGGAAGGAGGAUAUUUGACAACCUCAAGAAAUCUGUCUGUUACAUACUCAUUUCUAACGUGCCAGAAAUAGCACCAGUGUUAAUGUUCAUACUGUUUUCUAUACCUUUACCAUUAAGUGUUAUGACCAUAUUAUGCAUAGACUUGGGCACAGACAUGUGGCCGGCUGUGGCGCUGGCUUACGAGCAUGCAGAAUCUGACGUCAUGACCCGAAGUGCUCGCGGCCGUGACCCUCUCGUGUCGUCCAAAAUGUUAAGAUUAGUGUACGGACAUUUAGGUCUCAUAGAAUUUGCUGCUGGCAUGUACGCUUACUUCAUUGUAAUGGCCGAACAUGGCUUUUAUCCUACCAGUUUAUUUGGUAUAAGACAAAGAUGGGACAACGAGGCUGUCAGUGACCUAACAGACUCUCUGGGUCAGGAGUGGACCUACGAGGAACGUAAAGAGAUUGAGCGAGCUUCACAAGCAGCUUACUUCGUAGCCGUGGUGCUCACGCAAAUGAUGAAUGGCGUCAUUUGCAAGACUAGAUAUAACUCUUUGUUUCACGUUGGAAUGAAAAAUAAAAUUUUGAAUAUGGGACUCGUAUUUGAGCUAGUACUUUCAUGCGCCAUUUGCUACAUUCCAGGACUCAAUGAUUUCUUCCACACGUAUCCUCUUCGCCUAAGAUGGUGGUUCCUGGGAUUGCCAUUCUGUUGCAUCAUGUUCGUCUUCGAUGAAUUUAGAAAAUACUGCAUCAGAAGGAAACUGUUUGGGGGAUGGUAUAACUCUUUAACGCUUUAUUAAUGUUGCUGUAUAGCCAAUAACGCUCAGUAAUUGUCCAUUACGAUAAAGUUUCCUGUUCUAAAUUAAAGCAAAAUAAUACAUUACUACGACGUAUCCGCUGAUAACUGUUAUAUUUAGUUAAUGUAUAUCAAUAGGUUAUUUAUAACAAGCUCGGUAGGACAAAUGUGUAACGAAUUAAUAAAUAAAACAAUAGAAUCCAGAAAAUAGUAGGUAGUUUACUGAAUUUUAUUUUACAUUUUGAUCCCACACACUCAGAUCUCUAAAUAAUACAAGUUAAACAUUUAAGUACCUAAUUUAUCUAAUGAGCAAAAAUAAUAUGACAUUUCAGUAUCAGGUCACAUUAACAAACAUCACAAUAGUUUAAGGCCGGUGCACAAUUGCAGACCUUGGUUUCAGGAAAUGAAUGAUCGCUACGCUACCUUACAUUUUUAAAUAACAUACAUAAAUUAAUAUUAAGAUCUCAUCUAACAACUCGCGUUCUGAUGGCUAGCGACACAUUUUCACUCCCUAUCAUAUAGGAAUGUUGUUCUUAAUUUCUCUGCAAGUGAUUGAUUUACACACGAAUAUUAGCGUGCACUAGUUGCAUUUCAAUCGCUUUCCGAGACUUAAAAACUUUGGUUAGGAACAGUCACAUACUGCGUACACAAAGGUAAUAAUCAUUACUUUUCAUUGAAUAAUGAUUCUUACCGCCCACAUAAAAUGCGCUAGACAUAGGAAUGAUUUGACUUUUCAUUAAUAUGCAAGUACCCAUUUAGAUAAGGCACAAGUAAAUAAAACUUAUUCAUCUUUAA